This is a messenger RNA of Saccostrea echinata, 1869 nucleotides long. Its product is annotated as toll-like receptor 4. Bases 16 to 1869 code for a protein of 617 amino acids. The record is from RefSeq and is a predicted model, not a curated record. Gene Ontology annotation, molecular function: protein binding; transmembrane signaling receptor activity. Gene Ontology annotation, biological process: toll-like receptor signaling pathway; immune response. NCBI's taxonomy places the organism in Eukaryota, Metazoa, Mollusca, Bivalvia, Ostreida, Ostreidae. Gene Ontology annotation, cellular component: membrane. The transcript has a single exon.
AACUUUCUACCCAUCAUGGGGGAAAAUACGUUUCAGAAUAUAUCCAAUUUGUACCUUAAGAAACUUGUUUUGAGAAAUAACCACAUUCGUCAGGUAUAUAAACCUACUUUUCAAGCACUACCUCGCCUACAGUAUGUCGAUCUCAGUGGUAACGUGAUACACACAAAAUAUCUUAAAAAGGCUUUGUUCGGAUUUAGAAACAGCACACUGCAAGAACUUUAUCUAACUAAGUUACACAUAUCGAAUUUAGCAGAUGACUUUUUCUUACACCUGACAACUAUACAGCGGAUUUUCUUAGAUGACAACGUGCUCUUCAAUUUUAGCGGGAACUUGUUUUCAUUGCCUCAACAGAUACAACUGAUUUCAUUGAAAAACAAUGACAUUUCAUUUGUAGAAUUCAAUGUAGAGAUGCCAAACUUGAAAGUUCUUAUUUUGAAGAGUAAUCAAUUGAGGGAAGUCCCAGAAUUUUGUCACAAACGGCAGCCAAUUUUUCCAAAACUUAAAGUGCUUGAUCUGAGCGAUAACCUAAUACCUGUUGUAUACAGUAAGAAUUUCCAGACGAAAUGUCUUCCAAGUCUUCAAAAGUUGUCUCUCGGAUAUAACAAACUUAAAACAGUACCAAAAAACCUGAUACGUGGUUUACCAAGACUUGAGUACCUAUCAAUAGAAAGCCGUGAUCCUGAUGUGACAUUUAAUGAAUAUUCCUUUAAUAGUUCCUCUUUGACCUACCUGUAUAUGGCUAAUAGAAUAAGUAUUCGCACUUGGAGUGGAAAUUUCUUUCAACAUUCUCCAAACUUGAAAAUAUUGGAUAUGACUGGAAUACAGCUUAACUCCUCCACUCACCCGGAAAGGAAAAUAUUUUUGCUUUUCCGGCCUCUCAAAAAGCUUGAAAAAUUGAUUUUAACAAAAACUUCUCUGUCAACGUUUCCAAAAUCCCUCUUUUCUUUGAUGUCAAAUUUAACGGAACUCGAUUUGCAGCACUGUUAUUUCAAUCAAUUGCACUUACAACUAUUUGCAUCAGUGUCGUUAAGAACCCUUCUGUUAGACAACAAUCUGAUAACAACCUUAAACAAGACAAACCUUCCUUCCCUUGUUGAAAACAUCGGACUUAGAGGCAAUCCUUUCUUGUGUACAUGUGAUCUCAUUUGGUUUCGCAGAUGGAUCCAAACCAAUUCUAGUAAACUAUUAGGCUGGCCGAAUGAUUACACGUGUAAUCUUCCACAGGAGUGGAUAGGAAAGAAUCUUGCAGAUUUUCAAUUAAGUUACUCAUUUUGUCAUCCACUGAAUCCCUAUAUCGUUGUUGCCAUUUCCACGUCGUUUGCGGUGCUUGUAAUUGUAAUAGUGUCCUUUGUAUUAUACCAAAAACGCUGGCAUAUCAAAUAUUAUUUGUACCUUUUACGCGCCAAAAGACGAGGGUUUGAAAUUCUAGGGGGAGAUGAAUAUGCAUAUGACGUGUUUGUUGCUUACAAUUCGGAAGAUAGGGUUUGGGUUAUUUCGGAACUAAUUCCUAAACUAGAAAAAGAAGAAAAAUUGAAACUCUGUUUACACGACAGAGAUUUUCAAGUUGGCAAACUUAUCGUAGACAAUAUCACUGAUACUAUGCAUAGAAGCCGAAAAGUUCUAAUCAUUCUCUCUAACAGCUUUGCACAGAGUCAUUGGUGUCUAUUUGAAACCAUGUUGGCUCAAGUACGGUCGAUAAAUAAUGGAAAGGAGACUGUCAUUGUAGUUAUUCUAGAGAAUAUCCUAUCAAAACACAUGACUAAUUCUUUACAUGUUCUUCUGAAAACCAUCACCUUCAUAGAGUGGACCAACGAAAAAUCAGGGAAGGAAAUGUUUUGGAACAGACUAGUGGCCGCCAUUAGGACUUAA